AUCACGUGACAGUGGGAAAAGUUCGGUCAGCUGACCUCGGGUCAGCUCAUGUGAUCAUGUGACGUUUUCUUCCCUUUACUCUGUAACAAUGGGCCGAUCACAUGCAGCUGUCGGUGUGAUUUUACUUGUUUAUAUGGUCGGUAAAGUUCUGCCCAAGCCUUUGGCAGGUAAAGAAGCCUGGAAUUAUGUGGAAGUAAGAGAUGGGGCGCACAUGUUCUGGUGGCUUUACUACGCUGACAGUCAGUCUGAAGGGUACCAGAACCUGCCCCUAAUUAUGUGGCUGCAGGGUGGACCGGGAGGCUCAGGAACCGGCUUUGGCAACUUUGAGGAGAUUGGACCUUUAACUACUGACCAAAAACCCAGAAAGACAACCUGGGUGCAGGCAGCCAGUCUGUUGUUCGUCGACAAUCCCGUGGGCACCGGCUUUAGCUACACAGACAAAUCAGAUGGUUAUGCGACCAAUGUUGCCAUGGUGGCAUCAGACAUGCUGGUCCUGCUCAAACACUUCUUUACAGAGAAGGCAGAGUUUCAGAGUGUACCAUUCUAUAUCUUUUCUGAGUCUUAUGGAGGAAAGAUGGCAGCAGCUAUUUCCAUGGAACUCACCAAGGCCAUUGCUCGAGGAACAAUGAAAUGUAACUUUGCUGGUGUGGCACUUGGGGACUCGUGGAUUUCCCCUCUAGACUCUGUCAUGACCUGGGGACCUUACCUCUACACUACGUCUCUGCUGGACGACUACGGCCUGGCGGACGUGAACAGUGCAGUGGAUGCUGUGAAGCAAGCUGUGGAAAAGGAGCAGUUUGAGAAAGCCACUGAGUUAUGGUCUGUGACUGAGUCUGUGGUGGAGCAGAACACCAAUAACGUCAACUUUUACAACAUACUGACCCAGACGCCAGUUGACAAAGUGAACACUUCAUCGGACGAGGACUUCAUCUCUCUGCUGACACGUCGCCACAUCUGGCGCUUACACGGCCAGUCACUGAGUGAGCUGAUGAACGGACCAAUCAGGAAGAAACUUGGCAUCAUCCCCCACAAUGUCACUUGGGGAGGUCAAGCAGAGAAAGUGUUCAGCAACAUGGCAGGAGACUUUAUGAGGCCGGUGGUCGAUAUUGUGGACCAGCUGCUGACUGCUGGCAUCAACGUCACGGUCUACAAUGGACAGCUGGACCUCAUUGUGGACACCAUGGGUCAGGAGUUGUGGAUGAAGCAGCUGAAGUGGGCAGGGCUUCCUGGUUUUAACAAGCUAAGAUGGACUGCUCUGGAUGACCCGACAUCCCCGGGCUUAACAGGAGCUUUUGUCAAGAUCUACAAGAACUUUUCCUUCUACUGGAUCCUGAAAGCUGGACACAUGAUUCCCUCAGACCAGGGCCCGAUGGCCCUACAGAUGAUGAAGAUGAUCAUACAGCAGGCGUGACACUGCCUCUGGGAUGCCAGCUAUAUUGUCGCCGACAAUCAAAUCAAUCCCAAGCUUUUUAUAAUCUGCUCUCUGCUAAACCAAAAUAAGAUGGUCAGUCUUUGAUUUAAAGAUUCACUUCUGUAAAUUUUAGCCAUAAGAACAAAUAAAAAAAAAAAUUUUUUAAACGCU
This is a messenger RNA of Thalassophryne amazonica, 1582 nucleotides long. RefSeq names its product serine carboxypeptidase 1 (gene scpep1). Gene Ontology annotation, molecular function: serine-type carboxypeptidase activity. Gene Ontology annotation, biological process: proteolysis. The record is from RefSeq and is a predicted model, not a curated record. Lineage: Eukaryota; Metazoa; Chordata; Actinopteri; Batrachoidiformes; Batrachoididae. The coding region runs from base 89 to 1411 and encodes 440 amino acids. The transcript has 13 exons.